AUGAACGAGUGUGAAAAGAGAGGAAAAAAUUGUCCCCCUGCUCUGAAGUGCGUGAAGCAGCAUCAUAACUAUGAAUGUGGGUGCGAUCCUGGUUUUAAGGUUGUGGGAGGCGGAAACGCCAGGACUUGUAAAGGUACGAGUACUAUUUAAUUUAUAAUUAAUGAAUGAGGCUGAGUAUCUUAUGAAGAGUUAUGGAGAUCGAGGAGGGUGUUAUCCGUCGAGGCCGUAGGUCGAGGCGGAUAUCACCCUCCGAGAUCUCCAGAAUUCUUCAUAUGAUACGGAAGCCGAAUUCAAUAAUUGUUUUAUUAUUCAUUCAAAAUAACUCCUAGUUUAAAAGCAAAUCUAAAACAUGCUUACCUCCAUCGAUGUUAAGUUCACCUUCGAUAGUGCACGUUUAGGGUUGUUCAGCUCAGCAAAUAUUCUCCAAACAGCAGAUGUCGCCCUUUGAGUUGUGUUCUUGCUGUUCUUGCCAUGUUUUUAGCUAUAAUUUCGCCUAGCUCUUUCUCUUGAAACGAGUGAAAUGUCCGCCAUUUUUUGUUUUCACAACCAAAACAACUCAACGUUGUCCCCAGGUCCUCUCGGUUAACGGUGCUUUAACCCGCAAGAACGCUGUAUUUUUGACGCCAUUUCCUCGUUAAAAACAAAAUUUUUCCAAAUUUGGUCAUCAGUAACUGUCUAUGGUGAAUUAUGCUUAUGUUUUUAGCCAAUCAGAAUCGGGGAAAUAUUUUGAAUGAAUAAUAAACAAUUUUAACGCGAAUUCUCUUACAUUUUCUGGGAUGUUCAGAAAACCCGUGACAUCUGGUGCAUUUAUUAAUUGAUGUCGUUUUUAUAGCAAUGAACGAAUGUGAAAAGAAAGGACUUAAUUGCCCCCCUGCUCUGAAGUGCGUGAAGCACAAACAAGGUUAUGAAUGUGGGUGCACUCCUGGUUUUAAGAUUGUUGGAGUCGGAAACAGAAGGACUUGUAAAGGUACGAUAUCAUUAUUAUUUAACUGACGGCUUCUAACAAAAUGUGAGAUGUUGCGGGUCGCCCUUCAAGCGGUCCCAUCAUUCUCAGCAGUUGGGAAGAAAACACUUUUGAAAGAAUGCUUGCUUCCUUUAUUUUCCUCAUUUUAUCCGAAUGAGCUUAUAACAAGGUAUAAAACAAUCUCGUAGAGCACAAUUGCCUUAAAUGUCAAAAGUACUCAUACACCUCAUAGUCUCGUUCGAUAAACUUGCCUUCAGCAAUAAAUUAAAGUACGUAGAGAGUCCAAUUAGUAAAAUUUGUAAUGACAAAUAUAGAGUUCAAUUCCGGCUUUUGAGGAGAGGAGAAAUACGUCGUCAAGUAUAUAUGCUGCUAAAAAUUUGAGUUCGCCGAAAAAAGCAAUUUAUGGAAUUGCUGUCGAUUUUUAAAGUUAAAAUGAGCAUGAGCAAAGUUAGCUGAAGAAUGAAAGAAUUUGUCACGACAAUGCGUUAUCAUUUCAGCCAUGGACGAGUGCGAAAAGGCAGGAGAGUUAUGUCCAUCUGCGCUACAGUGCUUGAAACAAGAGGACGGAUCUUUCGCAUGUGACUGCGAUGCUAACUCGAAGGUAGUAGGAGAGGGAGAUGCGAGGACGUGUAAAGGUACAGCUUAUUUCUAAAGGACCUUGCAGUCAUAGGUUUUGUCCCAGUGAUGUUGCCUAUUUCUGUUUGCUUUACGAAUGGUUGAAAAAAAAACUCGUCGAAGCCCAACCUCUUUACCAGGGUCCUCUCCUACUCGGCAACUGUGAAACGAGUAAGAGAGGAUGCUGGGAACGAGGUUGGACGAAGCCAUUGUAGGUAAGGCAAACGUAAAAAGUUGGCGGUUGCCUUCACGUUCGCAUGCAAUCUGAUUUCGCCCCUUCAUGCUCCCUUGUAGUGUUUCUGCAUUUCUCUUGAGUCUCCGAUUUUUUUCCAUUUAAUUUUAUUUUUAAAAAAAAUUUGUGAUGGUUUCAAAAGCGAUCGAUCAAGAUGCCUAAAACAUCUUGACUUAGUUAUUUAAUGGUUACUCGUCUAAAAUAAAGACGUGUUUAAUUAGUGGGCUUGGCGAGGAGACUAAGUAUUCUUUAUGACACAAUUUUUCCAGCCUUGGACGAGUGCGAAAAAGCGAGAGAAGUUUGUCCAUCUGCCCUGCUGUGCGUGAAAAACGCGAACGGAUCUUUCGCAUGUGGCUGCGACGCUGACUCAAAAGUAGUGGGAGAAGGAGAUAACAGGACUUGUCAAGGUACAAUUCUUCAUCAAAUUUAG
Molecule: messenger RNA, 2241 nt
Organism: Porites evermanni
Lineage: Eukaryota; Metazoa; Cnidaria; Anthozoa; Scleractinia; Poritidae
Source: the annotation of a GenBank genome assembly